AUGGUUGUAUGGGCACAUUUUAAGGUCAAACAUAUGAAUAAACUUAAUUUUUUUUCAAACAAACAGGAAUGGAAUUCCAUGUGCGACUAUGUAUUUAUGUAAUUGGGAUUUUCAGCUUUUAAAUUUGAUUUAUUAAACUCAUAAAAAAAAUUAAAUAUCAAGAUGUUGAUUAUAAUGAAGUAAAUUGAGUAAUCUCUUAUCCGAAUUAAGUUAUAUUUAAUUUAGAAAAUUUUAAGGAGCCUCUUUGAUUUGAUAUUGUUCAGACUUCACAUUAUUUUUAUCCAUUCUAAAGUUAAGAAGCAUGAAAUCAUAAUUACUAAAGAUAAAAUUGCUAAUUUAAUAAUACAAAGACAUUUAGAAGUUUAAAAAAGAAUAAACUUAGAGAAUUGA
Molecule: messenger RNA, 390 nt
Organism: Paramecium sonneborni
Lineage: Eukaryota; Ciliophora; Oligohymenophorea; Peniculida; Parameciidae
Source: the annotation of a GenBank genome assembly